AUGAAAGAAACCGCGCUUGAUUCAGUCUCCGAACUGAAGUGCCUCGCCGAAUUGGAGGAGAUGAUGUGGACCAUGAUGGCUAAAUUUGAAGAGCUGGCAAAGGAUACCACACAACUGAAACUCGACAACGAGCAGCUUAAGAUCACCGCCGCGCAGCUGGAGCUCAAUGUUGACAACCUUAAAUCCCUUCUAGAGAAUACGAUGGAAGAUAGGCUCCAAUACCUGGAAGCCAUCACUCGGCAAAUAAGUGAGUUAUUAGAACACAUAGGCGAUCAGACUUCUUUUGUUUCGCAUCGUUGCAAGUUUGUGAGCGUCUACUAG
Messenger RNA from Darwinula stevensoni, 321 nucleotides. The record is from the annotation of a GenBank genome assembly. NCBI's taxonomy places the organism in Eukaryota, Metazoa, Arthropoda, Ostracoda, Podocopida, Darwinulidae.